AUGGCUUCGGCAAGCGACAUCCUCACCCUCAUCAGCUCUCUGGCCCUCCGCCUGAGCAUAUGGAUCUUCUUGCGAUGGAUACCUACAACUAUUGUACCCGCACUCGCAACCGCACUCACGCUUGUCUACAUCCCAUCCUUCUUCACGAGCUUCCAGGAUACAGCCCAGUACAAGAUCAUAUCCGAUGAGCUUGACAUUAUCGUUAAGGAAACUAUGGGUGGCAAGAGCGAUGACUCGAGCGACGACAUCAAGCUCAUUGACGGCGCAGACGAGGGUCCGUUGCAGGAGCUAGAUGUUCAGGAAACCGUGCAGUAUGAGGAGAGGGAGCCCAAGGUACUGCGCACUCUCCUCACUGGGCUCCCGAGUCCUUCGUCGGCGCUAUGGAGCUGGAUCACCUUUAGCAUCAAUAUAGCCCUGAUUGCUAUGGCCUUAGAUGUCGUUUAUCGCGCGCCGUUGCUCCACCAGUGCCAUGACGCGAGCUUUGCCCGUGUCGGAUACGUGUCGGAGAAUAGUGCGAAGAUUCUGGUCAGAGAGCCUUUCGCCUUUGAUGUGAGGGUUCUCUAUCGCUCCAUCGACGAAGCCAAACGCUCUUGGAUGCACAAAACACACCGCGCGAGCCAACCAGACUACUGGCUCACCAACGAGACCGACUUUACCACUGUCCUCAGCCUCGACCAUCUACGCCCCGACCUGGCUUACGAGUACAUUGUCGAGACGUCGCGUGGAAACAUUACUGGUACCUUCACAACCGCACCACGGCCAGGUCACAUUUCACUGCUCAAAGACAACAAAUACACUUUCGUCCACUCGAGCUGCAUCAAACCCCGCGUCCCAUACACGCCGUUUCAGCACCCCCUCGAGUUCCCGGGCAUGAAGCACCUUGCACGCUGGCUUCCCGAGCUCAAACCUUAUUUUAUGCUUUUCCUCGGUGACUUUAUCUACGUUGAUGUCCCACACCGUACUGGCAGCGACGCCGAGACUUACAGACGCGAGUACCGUCAAGUAUACUCCUCACCGUCCUGGCCAGCAGUCAGUCGGAAUCUCCCCUGGAUCCAUGUGAUUGAUGAUCAUGAGAUUCAGAAUGAUUGGAAUAGCAACAUGACGGGUGUGGCGGUCCCAGCUUACGAUGCCUUUACACACUACAACGGUGCUCCCAAUCCACCUCCACAUCGCCCGGGUGUCACUUACUUUUCCUUUACUCAAGGUCCUGCCGAGUUUUUCCUCCUGGACACUCGCCGAUAUCGCAGUCCUGCUAACAAAGACCCCUGGGACGCUUCCAAGACUAUGCUGGGUGCCGAGCAGCUAUCUGAUCUUCUUUCAUGGAUCAAGAAGGAGCCGCCAGCCGGCGUGCACUGGAAAUUCAUCGUCACUGGCACACCCUUUACUAAGAAUUGGCAGUUUGGGUCCGAAGAUACGUGGGGUGGGCAUUUGUCUGAACGUAGGAUGAUUCUGGAAGCUGCAUGGGAUAUGUCAUCUACACAUGAUAUUGGUAUGGUGGUACUAAGCGGCGAUCGCCAUGAGUUCGCUGCCACCUCGUUCCCACCGCCCAAAGACGGCAAAUGGCCCAUCAGCGCCACGGUACAUGAGUUCAGCACUAGCCCGCUGAGCAUGUUUUACCUCCCCUUCCGCACUUACAAGGAGAUUGACGAUGAGGAUGUGUGCUUGAAGUAUCUUCCCGAUGGCAACAGCAAGUUUGGCGCCGUUGAAAUCACGACGCCCGAGCAUGGUGAACAGAGCUUUGUCACGUAUCGGUUGUUCAUAGAUGGCGAUGAAGCCUGGACACACGUCAUCAGUACGCCUCCAGGAAGAGCGGGUAGUCAUAGGGCCAAGGAUGCGUUAUGGGGAUGA
Bipolaris sorokiniana ND90Pr is the source of this 1848-nucleotide messenger RNA. RefSeq lists its product as uncharacterized. The transcript has 4 exons. The coding region runs from base 1 to 1848 and encodes 615 amino acids. The record is from RefSeq and is a predicted model, not a curated record. NCBI's taxonomy places the organism in Eukaryota, Fungi, Ascomycota, Dothideomycetes, Pleosporales, Pleosporaceae.